UCCAGACACCACUUGAUUCCUACCUAGAACAAAAGCCUUACCAAUUUUCCUGCUUCUCGGAAACUGAGACCUCCAAGCUACCUUUUUGUAGAGAGAUUCCAUUUUCCAGCGAUGUUUACUUUCAUGCUAAAAGCUCUCACCUUUUCUUCUUCUUCUUCUUUCCCCUCUUAGUAUCAUACUAAUUACUGCUUCUACUUUCCAGUUUCCACCCCCAUUCUCCUCUGUUUCUCCCUUCAUCUCUCUUCUUCUGCGGAUUCUUGAGUUUUCACUUCUGUCCCCCUAACAAUUUCGGUUUCUAUUGCUUCCUUCCUUCAACUGUUGAGCUUCGUGUCCAUGAAAUAUUCUAAUGUCUAACCUUUUCGGUUUAAUGGGGUAACCUAUCGGUUCGUCCCAUUGUGUGCAUGGGAAGCUUGUUUGAACUAGUUGAUUUUGGCGAAAACGGGAUGGCUAGGAAGUUUGUUUCUCACAAGAAGCCGGGUGGUUUGGAGGCUCCUCGAAACAGUUUGGACCUGCCCGUAGAGGUUUCCCAGAGACUUUGUACCGGAGGCAAUAAUAACAUUCUGUGUGCUUAUCAUAUGACAAAUGGAUGGUCUGACAAGAACUCGUAUACCCCUGAGCUUCCGAUUAAAAAGCUUAUUAAUGAGGAAAUUGGUCGAAGACCGAACAAAGGACGGAAUGCACCUAGUGUAGUAGCCCGUUUGAUGGGAGUGGAUAUGUUACCGUUAGAUUCAAAGCCCGUUGCAAGGCAGAACAAGAAAAACAAUGAAACGAAAAUAAGCAACACUCCCGAAGAGGAGGAGGUGAGAGAGGUCCCGAUUGAUCGCAUCACUCUCACGACGAAUUCCUCGAGGCAUAAAAAGUUGAGUUCUUUUGAUGGCUAUGAAUACUGUGAUCAAGACAGAUGGAGCGAUAGCAGCGUGAAGUUGGAGAAACCCAAACCCCGAGAACACCCUCAGGAGGAGGAAUUGCAGAAGUUUAAGAAAGAAUUUGAAGCGUGGCAAUCUGCGAGGUUUAGGGAAUGUUCGAAAGUUGUUGAGCUUGGCGUUCCUCAAAGUCAGUGGCUUGCACAACAGAACCUUAACCGGGAAAAGAUGGCUUUUUAUGCAAAAUCUACAGAACUGAAAGCGUAUCCCCAAGAAAGGAGUAGUUUACAGCUCCAGAAAAACAAAACGGAAGAUUAUGCAGAUGAGCAAAAGAACUCAUUUUUCCUCAAAACCAUAAAUUCGAAAACAGACCUUAAGGAGACUGCCUUAAUUAAUUCUUCCCAGAAGUUUGAGAAAGUCUCAGCUCCCACGAAAAUUGUGAUUUUGAGGCCUGGGUUCGAUGAUUUUGACACCAAAGGUGCAUCCUGGGCAAGUUCUCCAGGCAUUUCAGAGGACAGGGGUAGCAUGGAAGAUUUUCUUGAGGAAGUUAAGGAAAGGUUGAGGCACGAAAUGCAAGGCAAGAGUUCCAAGAGGAGCACAAUUGCCCGAGGAGGAGGAAUCGAAACUCCUUAUAGUGAAAAAUCGCCAGAUGCAAGGCAAUUAGCUCAACGCAUUGCAAAGCAGGUAAGGGAAAGUGUUACUCGGGACCUUGGUGUGAGUUUGCCUCGUUCUGAAUCGACAAGAUCAUAUAGAAGUGAAGUUCAGUUUGAUGGGACUGAUUCUCCCGAGUUUAUUAACAGAGACACGAGGAGAUUCUUGACAGAAAGGUUGAGGAAUGUCCUAAAGGAAGAAACUUGUCGUGAUAUCCCCCGGGCUGUUCAUGGAUGUUCUAGAUUGGGACUAUCAAGUAAGGAAAAGACGAGAACAGAAGAAUCUAGUGGCACUAGGAAUUCAGGAAGCAAAUUUAGCCACUGGGAUGAGAUGAAAAAUAAAUCAGAUAUGCAAAGCAGUUCUUUCAGAAAGGAUAACGAUGAUGAUGAUGAUGUAAAACUCGAGGCAGAACUCUCUCCUAGGAAUCUCAUUCGGUCUUUGUCAGCUCCUGUAUCUGGAACAUCAUUUGGAAAGCUUCUCUUGGAGGAUCGCCAUAUUUUGACAGGUGCCCAUAUAAGGAGGAAACAUGAAGCUAUCGAAAAGGUAACUUUGAAUGCCAAGAAACGGAGGAAAGAGAAGUUCAACCUCAAAGAAAAAGUAUCCAGCUUCAAAUACAGUUUCAUCCUCCGAGGAAAACUUUUUGGUAAAAAACUUCCAUCAUUGGAGGAAUCGCAUGGAAGUAAACAUAAUUUCAAUGCACCAACUGUUACUAUGAAUCUUUACGAAAGACAUGAAAAUUCCACUGAAGUGCCACCAAGCCCUGCGUCUGUUUGCAGCAGUGUUAAUGAAGAAUUCUGGAGGCCUGGAGAUAAUUUCAGCCCAGCUUCGACUCCAGAUGUCUAUCCACUGGAUGAGAGUGACAUGCCUCGUGUUUUCCGAGAGAUCAGCUCCAAUCUAAGUGAACUGCGGAGGCAAUUGAAUCAGUUAGAAACUGGAAUCCCUGGAGAGGCCGUGAUUGAUGACCAGCCUCUCGAGGAUGAAAUGAUGGAGAUAAAGGACAAUGCUGAAGCUUAUAUCAGGGAUCUGCUAAUUGCUUCUGGUCUGUACGAUGGUUCGUGUGAUAAAUACCUAUCGAGAUGGGAUCCUCUUGGAAAGCCAAUUAGCAACCAUGUUUUCGAAGAAGUAGAAGAAUCUUACAGGCAGAAGACAAAGGGAAAUGAACACGAUCAAGGAGAGAAGUUAAAUCAUAAGUUGCUAUGUGAUUUAUUGAACGAAGCACUUUCGAGCUUGAUUGGGGCACCUUUGACAGCGUCUAGAUUCUUGAAAAAGGCGACUGGCCCUCUGCCUCGACCUCCACAAGGAAGGAAGUUACUGGAUCGUGUCUGGGAAAUGACCCGAGCUCAAAUUUACCCAGCACCAGACGAAUCUUAUCAUUCCCUCGAGAGUAUAGUGGCACGCGACUUGAAGUCCACCCCGUGGACUGGAUUGAUUGAUGAAGAUGUGAAUGCUCUAGGCAAAGAUAUCGAAUCCCAGAUAACAGGAGAUUUGAUUCAAGAAAUUAUAAAAGAUAUGCAACCACUGUCAUGAAGGAAAGUUUUGAUUCGAGCUUUGGGGCAUAUGCAGUGUAAGUAAGAUAUGUGACAUGCUGUUUUGCCUAAAGCAUGGAGUGCUUGUAGAUUGCAUAGGCAAAAGCCAAAAGGUUUUACAUAACAUGAUAGGUUUUUCUUCUUCUUUUUUCAUUUUUAUUUGGUGUGGGGUUAUUCAUUGUAUAUGAGGUGAUCUUAUUAAUUAGUUCAACUUGAGAAAUUUUAACUUCUUUUCUUUCUGCAAAAAAAUAAUCUAGUCUUCAUAGGGAAUGCAAAAUUUGUUUGUCAACAGAAGUGAUUAUUCCUAAAUU
This is a messenger RNA of Ipomoea nil (Japanese morning glory), 3351 nucleotides long. RefSeq lists its product as uncharacterized. The coding region runs from base 402 to 3041 and encodes 879 amino acids. Lineage: Eukaryota; Viridiplantae; Streptophyta; Magnoliopsida; Solanales; Convolvulaceae. The record is from RefSeq and is a predicted model, not a curated record. The transcript is spliced from 6 exons.